GAAUAAAUACUGUAAACAGGACGCCGCUUGCUGUGUGUGCAUGACCACUGAUGGCUGAAGAAGUAAGAGAUGAGGAGCUAACAGCAGUCGUCCACACUUCAAGAAACACUAAGUCAUCUUAAGAGGCAUGGAGGCUGUUUUGCCAUCUGCACCGAGCCAACAUCAGAUAAAAACAGAACAAAACACACAACGUGCACCACCUACAAAUGGCAUCUUGUUGUUGCAAACUAUCGAUCUGGCUUCUGACUUGAGCUGCUCUGUACGAGUUAAACAGGAGUCGGAUCUACCUCAGCCCGAAUAUUUGCCUCGUCCUCAAUUUAAAGAAAUAAAAGAAGAGUCUACUGAGAUGAAUGAAUUCAUUAAAAAGGAACAGCGUGACAACUCUAGACUGACACUAAUCAGUGAAGCAUCUCGUCAGGGUGAUGAAAAAUUACCACAUGGCCUGAUUCCUCCAAUUGAAAUGGAAGACGAUGACUGUGAUGUAGAAUGUCCAGAAAACUUAAACACGUGUCUAAAUACAUUUUUAAAUAAAAAAAGAAAUGCUGCUCAAGUAAAGCUUCAUGCUUCAAAUACAGACAGGAAAUGCACACGCAAACAGAGAAAGGCACAGAAACGUACGAAGUAUCGCUGUAUAUCACGCGCCGAGGGUGAAGAAAUAUUCUGCUGUGAAACUUGUGGAAAAGAGUUCAAACGGUACGACCUUCUCAGUGACCACAGGAGAGGGCACGGCAGAAAAAGGCCGUACGCCUGUGAUCAGUGUGGCAUGAUGUUUGCCAAACCUGCUUAUCUGAAAAUCCAUCUGCGCAGACAUGCUGGGGAAAGGGCAUUUCCUUGUGACCAGUGUGAUAAGAGGUUUUUUGACAAGUACGACUUAGGAGUGCACCAGCGAGAUCAUACAGGAGAGAGACCGUACGCAUGCCGAGAGUGUGGAAAGAGCUUCAAGCGGAUUUAUAUCCUAAACAAGCACAAGAAGACUCAUUCAAAUGAAAAACCUUUUGAGUGCAAUGUCUGCGGAAAAGCUUAUAAAUAUGGUUACAGUUAUAGGUUACACAUGAAAAAUCAUUCGGCAUAGAAAGGUCACACAGCAAAAAAAGUAAGAUUGAAAAAGAGCUUAAAAAAAACCCUGAAAAAGAAUGACACUGUAUUAGGGCUAUUGAAAAAAAAAAAAAAACAACUCAAUUUCUGAGGUUAAAGUCAAAUAUUUGCAAGGAAAAAAAAAUCAGAUAUUCUCUGAAAUUUAAAAAGUCACAAAUUUACGAGAAAGAAACUUGGAAAAACAAUUGCGUGUGUGUUUGGGGGGGUUGUCAAGUAACCAGAUCUUUACUUUGCAAGGUUGGAUCAAUGUCAUCGCACCACAGACUCCACGGCUGAGCUGAGAGUUAUAAGAAAUACAGUCUUCCCUCCUUGAUCGUGCAGUAUAAAAGCAUAAAGAGCAUGUGGUUGUCUCAGAGAAUGUCCAGGGUUUUUUUCCUCCUUCAUAAAUUUUUGACUUUUUAAUUUUGGAAUUUCUGAGUUUUUCUUGCAACUUUAUGACUUCAUAAUGUCAGUCUAUAUCUGAUAUUUUUUUUUCUCACGAGUUUACAACUUUUAAUCUUUUCUUUUUUUUUUCCUCAGAAUGUUACCCCCUCCCUCAGUUCUUCUUUUUUUAUUUUAGUUUUUAUUGAUGCGGGCGACACAGUGGUGUAGUGGUUAGCACUGUCGCCUCAUAGCAAGUAGGUCCGGGUUCGAGCUCCGUGGCCGGCAAGGGCCUUUCUGUGUGGAGUUUGCAUGUUCUCCCCAUGUCUGCGUGGGUUUCCUCCGGGUGCUCCGGUUUCCCCCACAGUCCAAAGACAUGCAGGUUAGGUUAACUGGUGACUCUAAGGUGGUGUUUACAUUAGACCGUAUCAGUGGAUCAUCAGAUUAACGUUUUUAAAAUGAUUCGCGUACACACAGCAACGCCAAUACACGAUUCGCGUGCACACAGCAACGCCAAUACACGGAUACGCUAAUCACAUGACUAAUUAGACGGCACGUCACAUGAUUCCAGUGCAUAUCGGGCAUGCGCAAGUCACUCACCACUUGCAAGUGGAAGGAUGGCAAGCGAACACCUUCUCCAGCAGAUAAACACACCUGGCUGUGAUGUUCAUGUUCUCACUGAGUUUAAGCGCCUGAAGGAGGUUGAAAUGUGUAAAUAAACGUCAGUGCAGCUCAGCGCUUCCUCCUGCGCUCCAAAUCACUCCGCCCUGAACAGCGAGUGCCCUCUGGAGGGUGCACACUCCGGCCCUGCGCAGCUCACAGAGUGCGCGAGUGAAGCGCACGAGCAGUGAUUCGGGACUGAGCCGCUGUGUGUGUGAUCCCAACGCCAGCGAAUCAGGAAGGUGGAUGUCACAGUGACGUUGUCCAAUGACGACGUCAGCUAGAGCUCAGCACUGCGUUUCCUCGUAUCCUCAAUGUUUACACAGCACCGGAUCAGAUACGAACUGGGUUGAAUACGUGGACCCUGGCGGAUUCCCGUUUCCCGGCUUUUUAAUGUGAACGGACAGUGCAUCCACGACGAAAAUGAGACAGAUACGGUCUAAUGUAAAUGCCACCUAAGUUGACCGUAGGUGUGAAUGUGAGUGUGAAUGGUUGUCUGUGUCUAUGUGUCAGCCCUGUGAUGACCUGGUGACUUGUCCAGGGUGUACCCCGCCUUUCGCCCGUAGUCAGCUGGGAUAGGCUCCAGCUUGCCUGCGACCCUGUAGAACAGGAUAAAGCGGCUACAGAUAAUGGAUGGAUGGAUUUUAUUAAUGCAUUAUUUUCACAUUUUGUUGUUUAAUUUCUUUCAAAUGGAAUUAUUCCUUUUAGCCUGGCAACACAAAAGGUUUUUAAUAUCAUACAAUUUAAGAAAAUAUUGUUUUGUUUUUAAAAUAACAAACAUUGUGAAAAUGCUUAAAAUCGAUAAAUAUAUUUCUGCAGUCCUUUUUGCAGUUUGUACUGAGAACGUGUGGAAUCGGUUGUUUUAGCGAUCACAUGACUACUGUGUAUACAAAUUAAGGAAAUCGUCUGCUAUGUUACAGAACUCACUCUAGCAGAGGGGAUCUGUCUUUCAUCACAUUUGACUUGAGAAUCCACUUUGAAAAAAUUGCACUGAUUAUUCCAGAGUGUGUGUAAUACCUGUAAUUCUACUCUGAUUUUGUUUCCUCAAGUGAGUGAAGUGUUCGCUUUUAACCCUGAAUGUCAUGGUAUACUUUAUGUACAGUGGCAUGCAAAAGUUUGGGCACCCUUACUGAAAAUGUCUGUUCCUGUGAAUAGUUAAGUGAGCAGAAGAUGAACUGAUCACCAAAAGGCAUAAAGGUAAAGACGACAUUUCUUUUCAGCGUUUUCUGCAAGAUUUGUGUAUUAUUUUUGUUUUGUACAAUUGGAGAAUGAAAAAAGAAAAGGAACACCAUGCGAAAGUUUGGGCACCCCAAUACAUUUGAGUUCUCAGGUAACUUUUACCAAGGUUCCAGACCUUAAUUAGCUUAUUGAGCUGUGGCUUGUUCAAAUUCUUCAUUAGGAAACGUCAGAUGAUGCAGAUUUCAAAGCUGUAUAAAUUCUCUGACUCCUCAAACUUGUCCCUAAAAUCAACAGCCGUGGGCUCCUCUAAGCAACUCCCUCGCAUUCUGAAAAAUAAAAUAAUUGAUGCUCACAAAGCAGGAGAAGGCUACAAGAACAUAGCAAAGUGUUUUCAGGUAGCUGAGUCCUCAGAUUGUAAUGUUAUUAUGGCAGUUAACAGAAACAGUCGAGAUCAAGGUGAGGUCUGGAAGAUGAAGAAAACUUUCUGAAAGAACUGCUCGUUGGAUUGCUAGAAAGGCAAAUAAAAAAAAAACCCUGUUUGACUGCAAAAGACCUUCAGAAAGAUUUAGCAGACCCUGGAGUGGUGGUGCGCUGUUCUACUACGCAGCGACACCUGAACAAAUAUGACCUUCAUGAGAGAGUCAUCAGAAGAAAAUCUUUCCUGCAUCCUAGCCACAAAAUUCAGCAUCUGAAGUUUGCAAAUGAACAUCUAAAUAAGCCUGAUGCAUUUUGGAAACAAGUCCUGCGGACUGAUGAAAUCAAAAUAGAACUUUUUGGCCACAAUGUGCAAAGGUAUGUUUGGAGAAAAAAGGGUGGCAAAUUCCAGGAAAAGAACACCUCUCCAACUCUGAAGCAUGGGUGUGGAUCGAUCAUGCUUUGGGGUUGUGUUGCAGCCAGUGGCACAGGGAACAUUUCAUUGGUCGAGGGAAGCAUGGAUUUGAAUAAAUACCAGCAAAUUCUGGAAGCAAACAUCACACCAUCUGUAAAAAAGUUGAAGUUAAAAAGAGGACGGGUCCUACAAUAAGACGAUAAUCCAAAACACACCUCAAAAUCUACAACGGAAUACCUCAAGAGGCACAAGCUGAAGGUUUUGCCCUGGCCCUCACAGUCCCCUGACCUAAACAUCAUUGAAAAUCUGUGGAUAGAUCUCAAAAGAGUAGUGCAUGCAAGACAGCCCAAGAAACUUGUAGAACUGGAAGCCUUUUGCAAGGACGAAUAUGUGAAAAUCCCCCAGGUAAGAACUGAAAGAUUAUUAGCUGGCUACAAAAAGUGUUUACAAGCUGUGAUACUUGCCAAAGGGGGUGUUACUAGGUACUAACCAUGCAGGGUGCCCAAACUUUUGCUUCAAGCCCUUUUCCUUUUAUCAUUUUGAAAAUGUAAAAGAUGAAAAUAAAAAAAAAUGUUUUUGCUUAAAAUAUAAAGGGAAUGAGUCAUCUUUAACUUUAUGCCUUUUGGAGAUCAUUUCAUCUUCAACUUGCUUAACUGUUCACAGUAACAGCAAUUUUGACCAAGGGUGCCCAAACUUUUGCAUACCACUGUAUUAGUUUAAUUAUAAUAAUAAACACUUUUGGAGAUUUGUUCUUUGCUUUGGCAUCUUUUCCUGACAACAACAAAAUGAUUAAACAAUGACUGUGUGUUGUUAUUGCUCAGGUUAUGUUUCAGAUAUUUUAAGAGUACAUUUUCUCAAAAAGCCCUGAUUAUUUCUUUGGACCUGUUUCAUGCUCUCUGUAUUUAUUUAACCAAUGAAUGAAUGGAUGAAUGAAUGAAUCAUUUAAAAUGUUUGCAAAUCAGUGAAAUGAAUGAGGGUGGCAUGGUGGUUAGCACUGUUGCCUCGCAGCAAGAAGGUUCUGGGUUCGAGCCCAGUGGCCGGUGAUGGCCUUUCUGUGUGGAGUUUGCAUGUUCUCCCCGUGUCUGCAUGGGUUUCCUCCGGGUGCUUCGGUUUCCCCCACAGUGCAAAGACAUGCAGGUUAGGCUAAUUGACCCUAGGUGUGUGUGUAAAAUGUGUCAGGCCUGCGAUGACCUGGCGACUUGUCCAGGGUGUACCCUGCCUCUCGCCCAUAGUCAAUUGGGAUAGGCUCCAGCUUGCCCAUGAUCCUGCACAGGAUCCAUAAUGGAUGGAUGGAUGGAUGGAUGAAAUUAAUUAAUACAGAAAGAAAUUUAUGAUGUGUGUAUGAAGUUAAAUAAUAUAUAAUUAGGCAAGGCAAGUUUAUUUAUAUAGCGCAUUUCAUACACAGUGGCAGUUCAAUGUGCUUUACAGAGGUAAAGGCAAAACAGUAAACAAUAGAAAAUAAAAUUACAUAAAAUAAAGGGGGAAGAAGAGAGAAAAAAAAAAAGAAUUAAACAGUAGUAGAAAUAAAAUAAUAAAAUGAAGUAAAAGUUCAGUAAAAACAGCAGAAUAAAAUAGAAUAAAAGUUAAGUAAAGUUUAAAACAUGUAAAGAUGAUGAUCUCAUCUCUUUAUCUCUAGCCGCUUUAUCCUGUUCUACAGGGUUGCAGGCAAGCUGGAG
Neoarius graeffei (lesser salmon catfish) is the source of this 5799-nucleotide messenger RNA. Its product is annotated as zinc finger protein 480. The transcript has 2 exons. The coding region runs from base 128 to 1072 and encodes 314 amino acids. Gene Ontology annotation, molecular function: RNA polymerase II cis-regulatory region sequence-specific DNA binding; DNA-binding transcription factor activity, RNA polymerase II-specific. Gene Ontology annotation, biological process: regulation of DNA-templated transcription. NCBI's taxonomy places the organism in Eukaryota, Metazoa, Chordata, Actinopteri, Siluriformes, Ariidae. The record is from RefSeq and is a predicted model, not a curated record.